Messenger RNA from Pelobates fuscus (common spadefoot toad), 871 nucleotides. RefSeq lists its product as uncharacterized. The record is from RefSeq and is a predicted model, not a curated record. NCBI's taxonomy places the organism in Eukaryota, Metazoa, Chordata, Amphibia, Anura, Pelobatidae. Gene Ontology annotation, molecular function: aspartic-type endopeptidase activity; zinc ion binding; nucleic acid binding. The transcript has 2 exons. Gene Ontology annotation, biological process: proteolysis. Bases 1 to 660 code for a protein of 219 amino acids.
AUGAGUAACCCCUCACCGAACCCAGCAAACACACCUCGACCCCCUGCAGUGUGCCAUUAUUGCAAGCAACCAGGACAUUAUAAGAAUCAGUGCCCUCGCUUAAACCGGGGAAGCUGGGAACGGCAACCCCCACAACAACCCAGGGCAGCUGCCCAUUGUGUGCAACAAGAAGGCACAACCCAUGUCCCUAACCAAGAAGAACAGUGGAGUGUGUUACACGAGGUCAACCCAGUUCAAGCUGGGGGUGACAACCGGGACCACCACCGCCAAUGGAUUACCGUGGAUGGCGUGGGGGCCCGGGCGCUGAGAGACUCUGGGGCUACUUUGACUGUGGUGCAACCUCACACGAUCAGAGCACAAGCUCGCACCGGACGCACAGUCGCUGUAAGGGUGGCUGGGGGCGCUAUCCACAAACUGCCCACCGCUAAUAUCCUUGUCGAUUGGGGUUCUGGGUCCAAACAGCUGGAGGUUGGGAUUAUGCAAGAACUGCCCGCCGAGGUUUUGUUGGGAAAUGAUGUGGGAUGCUUAACCUCUCAACUAGCCCGAGACACCCCUGCCGAGGCAUACCCGGUUACCACCCGAGCUCAAGCCAGACUGGAAGCUCCGCUGCACUCUGAGGAAAACCAGAUGCCUCCAUGUUUGGGCUGGGAGCCGUGCUAAGCCAAGUGGGAACAGACGGCAUGGAACACCCGGUGGCAUACCUCAGCCGUAAACUUUUACCCCGAGAAGUCAGCUAUGCCACCGUAGAAAAAUAAUGCUUGGCCCUCGUGUGGGCACUCAAGAAGCUUCAGCCCUAUUUGUAUGGGCGGGCAUUUACCCUUAUGACUGACCACAACCCCCUGGUAUGGCUUAACCGGGUAGCUGGAGACAA